GCGGGGCUUUCUGUACCAUACUGCUGGUUUAUAGGGACUUUUUGCUGAAGUUGAUCUCCAUCUCCUCCACCAUGCUGCUGUUGUUCCAGUGGUUUUGGCCAUUCCUCCUGCUAUAUCUGAGUGCCCAAAGUGUGGAGGCUCAGUUUCCACGGCCCUGUACCACACCAGAUGCUCUGCAGGCCCGGAUGUGUUGCCCCCUCUGGAACGGCUCUCCUUGUGGGUUUAGCUCAGGGAGAGGAGUGUGUGCACCCCAUCCUGCAAGAGACCUCCCAAAACCAGCGGACUUUAGAAUGAACUGGCCUCGUGUUUUCUAUGAUUCGGUGUGUACAUGCUGGGGAAACUACGAUGGAUUUGACUGUGGUCAAUGCCUACCGGGCUGGAAAGGACCCCAAUGUCUGCAAAAGCACCAUGUAGACAGGAAAGAGAUAACAGAUCUGACUGAUGAGGAGAGGGACACCUUCAUCUCCAGCCUACAUAAGGCAAAACAAAGUGUCAGCAGCCGAUACAUGAUCCUUACAAGCAAUGACACGACAGUGGACGGGAACUACGCAUUUCAAAAUGCAAGUGUCUAUGAUCUGUAUGUAUGGAUGCACUACUAUUCAGCUAAACCCUAUGCUGGUUCUGCAAACAAUGCUGCACACAAGGGCCCUGCUUUUGCCCUCUGGCAUCGAGUUUUUCUGCUCUUUAUUGAAAGAGAGAUCAGGGAGCUCACUGGGAAGCAAGAUUUCUAUGUCCCAUACUGGGACUGGACCAGAACCAACCACUGCAACAUCUGCACCAACAAGUACCUUGGGGGAGUUGGCAAAGACGGUCGUAUAGACAGCGCUUCCCUUUUCUCAGAGUGGAAGACCAUAUGUCCAUUUCAGGAAAGUCUUGCUAUAAUCUGCAUCCACACUAAUGCUUCUGAUCCUCCACAUCUGAUACGUAACCCUGGAAAGGAUCCUGUGUACAAAACACUGCCAACUGCAGAGGAUGUUGAAGAAAUAAUGAAAUCAUCAGUUUUUGACACCCCCCCAUUUGACCAUACAUCUAGGAACAGCUUCCGAAACAAGCUAGAAGGUUUUGAUAUCCCCAAAGACUCCCGACACCUGAACGCCUCCAUGCACAACCUGGUUCACAGAUACUUAAAUGGCACAAUGUCUCUGGUCCCUACUGCAGCCAACGACCCCAUAUUCAUGCUGCAUCACAGCUUCAUUGACAAGCUUUUCGAGAGGUGGUUGCUCAACCACAGUGACACGAUGUACCCAGAUAGUGACCUGGUCCAUCCAUCCCAGAGAGCGCGGGCCUACAUGGCUCCCUUCUUCCCCCUCCGGACCAACAACUAUUACUUGGGCAUGGACACACAGAGCCUGGGUUAUAGAUACGUGGAACACCUCCUCCGUCGCGCUGCAGCCGGGAACAGCAUUAGAAAGGCUGCAGGGGUUUUAGAGAAAUCUACAACCAGCGGGGUCCAGUGGCAGUGGCCUGUUCUGGGUGUGUUUGCAACUGUGAUGGUCUUUAUUGGUUUGGGAGUUGCAAUUAAAUACAAAGACAAAAUAAGGCGAAGGCGAAACACAGAGACAGAGGAGAAGCAGUCAGCGGUUGAUUACAGGGUCAACUCUCUGUAUGCUGCCUGGAUGACAGAGAGAAACAAGCACACUGACAACUCACCAUCAUUACCAGCUGACAUCACAUCUUGUGAGAACAUUUCACGAGACGCAACAAUCCAAUCUCCAAAUGAAGAGAGAGAAAAGAGUGUGGAUGCAACAGUGGAAGUACACCUUUAAACUCAGAAAGGUGGAGAAUGAAUCAGCUGAGGAGUGCAUGAGAAUCUUAAAUAUAGACCACCAAAAAAUGCAAGAUAAUUUAUUUCAGCGUAGACACAGAUUUGACUGGGCUCUGUGUUAUUUAAUCGCAUCUACUGAUUUAUUUUACUUAUUAUUGAUGCUAUAACUGAUGCAGUCUAAUACCACAGCCCUGCAAUAAACCCUACCUCUUUGAUAUUUAAAAAAAAAUGUUGAUUAAGCUUCAUGGUCAAUUUGGAUGUAGUUUGUGGUGCUAUUGGACAAAAUUAAGUUAUAUUAAGAGUGUUGAGUCUACCUUCACGAAUUUAGCUGUGAAUUUUAUUGAAAUACAUUUCACUUCAUGUUUUUGUGACA
Scomber scombrus (Atlantic mackerel) is the source of this 2138-nucleotide messenger RNA. RefSeq names its product tyrosinase-like. Gene Ontology annotation, molecular function: oxidoreductase activity. Lineage: Eukaryota; Metazoa; Chordata; Actinopteri; Scombriformes; Scombridae. The transcript is spliced from 7 exons. The record is from RefSeq and is a predicted model, not a curated record. The coding region runs from base 72 to 1766 and encodes 564 amino acids.